UACUAAAGGCGUAUUUGAUAUCAUUUUUAUCAGCUUUAACUUUGAAAUGAUCCUCAAAAUAUCUUCUGAUGGUUUUAUGUUUUUUGAAAUCUUAUUUUGUUUCUGUCUACGCUGAACUGAUAUGAAACAUGAACAAGGAACGGACCCCGGUUGGCUACGAGGCCCGUGAAUUUAUCACAAAAUGGCCGCCGAAGUGGAUCUUGCAAAAUUUGACGACGUUUUCUUAGGGAUUUUACAGCAUUUGGGAAGAAUUGAGCCUUUUCUGGAGGCAAUAUUCUUCUUCCUUGCUAGGAGAACGGACUUUUUCAAACUAAUGCAUAACAGAGAAGAUAAAAUGGGUUUUCCACCAGGCGUUGCAAAACAGAUCGUGACAAGGAUAUUUGAGAAGUAUCAGAAAUUAGUUCUUGGAAAUGAGCAGGAGAGAAGUAAAGUAGAAAAAACAAAGUCCCCUCAAAAGAAAACAAAAGCGGCACCAGUAGAACCUGCAAAAGUUCCUGAUGCUGCCAAAAUUGUAGAGGUAGAAACAAGUUUAGCUGAAAAAGCUGAGUCUACAAAACCAAAGGAUCCAGAAGAUAAAGUUAAGAAUGUGGGUGAUGAUGACAGCCUUACUGCCAGAAAUACAAAAGAAAAAAAGACCGAACAGCAGACAACUUCAGAAGGAAUGAAAGGCAAGGCAGUUGCACAUCAAGAUGCUGAUUCUUUCAAUGGAGCAGUCACUGACAAAUACUCAUGGGCACAAACACACAUUGAUGUUGAUGUUAAAGUUCCUAUCCCAGAUUUUGUCAAGAAAUCUAAAGAUAUAGAAGUUGAAAUAAAGCCAGAUAAACUGAGGAUAUCACUGAAGAACAAUCCCCCAGUUGACUCUGGUUUCACAAGCAAGCUUAUUGUUGAUGGGAAAUUUACACAGCGAAUAAGAGAUGAAGAAAGUAUUUGGAGUCUUGUUCCUGGUGAAUGCAUACAGAUUCAUAUUGAAAAGACAAAGGAAGUUUUUUGGACUGCUCUAUUGCAAGGUGAGCCUGAAAUCGACAAAACGCAAUUGGACACAACAAGAGACGUUUCUGAAUUUGAUGAACAAACUCAAGCAGAUUUUCAGAAAGUCAUGUACGAUCAUCGCCAGAAGAUUCAAGGAAAACCAACUAGUGAAGAACAGAAAACACAUGAACUAUUGAAGCAAGCAUGGGAUGCAGAGGGCUCACCAUUCAAAGGCACACCAUUUGAUCCUUCAAGUGUCAACAUUUCCAGCUGAGAAGAACAGGGAUAAAAUUAUCUUCCUUCAAAGUCUUUAUCCAAAUCUCUAAAGGAAUCUUUGAUGGUUUAUCUUACCUCAGAAUUGUUUGAUUUUUCAACCAACAAAGUUGAAGUUCACCAUGGUUGGUGCUGUUUUGGUCUGAAGACAUCCAACCUUCCUUUGUUAUGGAGGACUGAACACAUUGGAUUAUGAAAACUGUUGACAUUUGGGGGAAAGAUUAUGUUACUUUCUAAUCAAUGAAAAAUUUUGGCAGCACUAGGUUCAUGCGCUUGUAUAGGGAAAUAGAUCUUUAAUGGCAUCAAGCAAAUUUGAAUGUGACAUGUCAAUCUAGGCCAUUAAUAUUACAUGCUGAAAUAACAUUGCUUUGUUAGAGGUAUGCAAAGAGUGCCUACUUGUAAAGAUUAAUCUUCUUCCCAUAAAUUUGUUGUCUUUUGUUUAAAACUGCAGUUGGUUAAGCUCUCUUAUAUUUUAAAAUCCUAGUUUUGGUAUAUAUAAAGGCAAGCUUGUCGUUCUUUCAAAAUUCUAAAUGUUUUACCUUUGAGGAGAUUUGAUCUAAAAAGGCAUAUCUAGUAUGCUUAGACAUUGCUCCACGUUAAAAAUCAGCAUGGAAGUUCACAUUGUAAAAAUGGGUCUAAUGGUACUAACAAGUAGCCUGUGACUAAGCCAUGGGAACCAACAUUAAUGAAACCAACUAAAACACAUUCUUUGAACUUCUGCUCAAGCUUUAAACCAUGAUUUUUAAGUAAACAAGUGAGUUGUGAUGGUACCAGAGUCCGGAGGGAAUUUUGUUUGAAUUAUAAAUAAAGAUUGUUUAUGUGGUCAAAAUUAUUUAAAUUAAUAUUUUGAUUGUACCUCUUUUUGUUAUUAUCAUAUUAUGGAUAAUUCAAAACACUGAAAGAACCCAGCAUUGGUUGUACAAAGUGCCCAGCAUUGAUUGUACUGAGACAACAAAAGAUUUGUUGAAGUGACUAAAGGAAAUCUGAAGCAUUCACUCUAUGGAAUACAUAAGUUAAAAAAGUUUUUGAAGUAAAAAUUUUGGAUAUUCUUUUUUAACAUAAAGUUUUUUGACAGUUAGAGAGAUUCUAGAUAAAAUUUCGGAACCAAUUUUGAAAAGGUUUAUCUCAUUUCAUUGUAUUUUGGCAUUUUUUAGACUCAAUGUGUUUGUAAAAUAUUCUUUUUAAAGAAGAAGCAUGUAAAGUUGAUAUAUUUUUUCAAAAUUUUUUCCCCAAAAUUAUCAGAAUAUAACUUUUAUGGGGCAUACAACCAUGUGUGUGACAAAGAGGGAAAGGCAAAAUAGACCAAAACCAAUGAAAUACAUAUUAGAAGAAUAUUUCUUAUGUUGAGUUAUAACUUUGAUCAUUAUUAGCUGCCAAUGUUGUUUGCUUACUUGCCUUGUGUUUCUAUUUUCAAAAAGAGUAGAGUUAAACAUCUCAAGCAAAAAAAUUCUGAAAUCUUUGUCUGAAAUUUUUUUAUGUCCAAGAUUUUUUGUAAUCAACAUUCUGUGGAUCGAAAAAUAAUAUCUACAAGACAAGACAUGUAAAAGUUGUUCCAAAUGACAUUUUUGGUAAAAUCAAAGGGACAUUGAAGGCUGCUACAUCAGGCUUUCAACCAAACAAAUUUUAUACACUUUCUGAUGCAACUGACUGUGGUAACACUAGAAGUGCUGGAGCUGAUUUGACAUUUCCAAUUUUUACAGUUUUGCUGAUCAAAUAACUGUAAAUAAAACAAUCUUUUUUACUAUAUUUGUAACUGACUAAGAUACAAGCAUUGUUUUAUAAUAUUCACAUGGUCCAAACACUUGGUAACCACACUGGUAAACUUAAUCAAUCAAUAUUUUAUACAGUUAUGUAAUGUCAUUUCUUUGUUUAGAUUGUAGUUUUGUAUUAAGUGUUUUUAAUUUAAUUGUAUUCAAACAAUCUUUUGGUGGUACAAAACUUGUAAAUGGCUUUGAAAAAAGCAAACAUUUAGUAAACUAAAGCUUUUCGUCUGACACUCUUCAGAGUUUAAAAUGUCAGAACAUAGAUCGUAAAACUCUACGCUAAGAAAUAUAUAUACCCGGUAUAAAAAUAUAUAUACCUAGAAACAACACUUUCUCGAGAGUUUUAAGUAAAUUCAGGAAAACUUGGUGAGAUGGGAAGAAAAAAACAUGUAGACAGUAAAAUAUGUUUCAUUUGCAAUAUAUCAGUACAGGUUCAACAAAUGUAACAAACAAAUUGUGAGAACGUUUAUAGGAACCACACUAUUCAAAAUAAGGAGAUUAUUCAUUGCCUUGAGCAAGUUACCUGUAGGAAUGCUAACAAAAAUAUGAGCUGCCAUGAGAAUUUUUCAAAAGGGAAUAGGAAUUAUGCUAUUGCUAAUGCUGUAAAAACAGGCCUUAAAAAGAAGGUAAGGCCAGGAAACAGAAUACAAUAGAACACAGACCCAAAUAUUGUGCAGGAACUUUGAGCAAGAAAUACAUGCUAUAAAGCUCAGCCAAUCAUCUAGUCAUCGCAAAUUUACAUGUUGAUAGUCUCAAAGGAAGUGAGAGACAUGGUCAAGCAUUUCUUGGGUAUAGAAUGUACCAAUAGUUGGCAGAAUUACUGUGGCUACUGAAUCAAUUGAAAAAAUCUUGCUUUUAACUUUGCUAAUAACAAUGAAAGGAAAGAGCCAUGCCCCUUCACAUUAAUGUUUUCUUUUGUAGCAUUGUCACUCUAAUUAAGCAAACUGGUGAUAAUUGUCUGAAAAAACUUUAGUGUUCAACGCCUAGUUUGGUCUUCAACAGCUCAACAGCAUCAU
Messenger RNA from Rhopilema esculentum, 4024 nucleotides. Its product is annotated as nudC domain-containing protein 3. NCBI's taxonomy places the organism in Eukaryota, Metazoa, Cnidaria, Scyphozoa, Rhizostomeae, Rhizostomatidae. Gene Ontology annotation, cellular component: cytoplasm. The record is from RefSeq and is a predicted model, not a curated record. Gene Ontology annotation, biological process: protein folding.